GUGAUGGUUGUUGUAGUGGUGGUAGAUGGUGGUGGUUGUGGUGUUGUUGUGGUGGUGGUAGAUGGGGAGAUGGUGUUUGUUGUGGUGCUUGUGGUGGUGGUGCUUGUGUUGUUUGUGGUGGUGCUGGUUAUGGUGUUGGUUGUCAUGUUGGUUGUGGUGGUGUUGGUUGUGGUGCUUGUGGUGGUGGUGCUUGUGGUGGUUGUGUUGUUUAUGGUGGUGGUUGUGGUGUUGGUUGUGGUGGUGGUGCUUGUGUUGUUUGUGGUGGUGGUAGUGGUGUUGGUUGUGGUGGUGUUGGUUGCGGUUGUGGUGGCGCUUGUGGGAAGCGAUAGUGUAGCGGUUAGCGCGCUGCGCUACGAACCUGGCUACCUGGGUUCGAUUCCCGCUCACGGCCAACACCAGUGACGACUAUUUGCACCGGUUGUGGUGAUGGAGAUUAUGGUGAUGGUGGUGAUGGUGGUCGUUGUGGUGGUGGUAGUUGUGGUGGUGAUGAUGGUAGUGGUUUUGGUGAUGGUUGUGGCGGUUCUUUGUCUACUUUCUGUGUCCUUUUUAUCCUCAGCCCAGCUUAUACCUUUACUGCACCGCGGAGAACGACGCUCAAGACUGAGUCCUUCGCUGCUGCUGUUGUCAUUCUGCCCUGAAUCAACGACAUGCAGCAGACGCCCAACACGCAGCCAACCGUCGCCAGAAGCCACAAAUAUGAGGAGCAGCAGCAGCAGCAGCCACGUGACCCUGACACCAAUAACCAGCCUGAGAACCCCAAUCCGCACUCCAAACCCCGGCCCGUUGCUGCCACCAUCACUGCCAAGAAGAAGAAGACCUUCCAGUGCCCCGCGUGUGCGAAGGCGUUCAAGCAGUCGUCGCACCUCCAGAUCCACCUGAGGUCCCAUACGGGCGAGAAGCCCUUCGUGUGUGCCGCAUGCGACCGGCCGUUCCGGCAGCUCGCCCACCUCCAGAUGCACCUCAGGACGCACACGGACGAGAGGCCGUUCGCAUGCUCCCUAUGCAGCAGGGCGUUCAAGCAGUCGGCGUCCCUCGGCGUCCACCUGAGGACGCACACCGGUGAGAGGCCGUUCGCGUGCGGUGUCUGCGGGAAGGCGUUCGCUGAGUCGGCGCACUUCCGCAAGCACCUGAGAACGCACACGGGCGAAAGGCCGUUCGUCUGCACCGCGUGCGGCCGGGCGUUUGGAGAGCGUUCGUAUCUGCACAACCACCAGCGGACGCACACGGGCGAGAGGCCGUUCGCGUGUGGCAUCUGUGGGAAGGCUUUUGCGCGCUCUGAGGCCCGCAGGAGGCACGAGAAGAUCCACAGGGCGGCGGAGAUAGAGCUGGAGACGGCGGCAGUGGCGAUGGAGAUGAACAAGGCGACGGUGAUGGAGACGGAGAAGGCGACGGCGAUGGAGACGAAGAAGGCAGUGAUGAUGGAGACGAAGGCAGCGAUGGAGACGAAGAAGAAGGCGGUGGAGACGAAGAAGAAGGCGGUGGAGACAAAGAAGACGAUGACGAAGGUGGUGGUGAUGGAGAUGAACAAGGCGGCAGUGAUGGGGACGAAGAAGGCGGCAGUGAUGGAGAUGAAGAAGGCGGCGGUGAUGGGGACGAAAAAGGCGGCGGUGAUGGGGAUGAAGAAGCCGGCAGUGAUGGAGAUGAAGAAGGCGCCGGUGAUGGGGACGAAGAAGGCAGCGGUGAUGGAGACGAAGAAGGCGGCGGUGAUGAAGAUGAAGGUGGUGGAGGAGUUGAGACAGGAAAGCCAAGUCGCCGCUUCGAGCCAGCCUGGUGCACGGCGAGAGCCGGAGAACCACGGCACCGUCUGUUUGGCGACGUGGCCGACGGUGAAGGUGGAACGCAUAGAGGUGGACAUGGAAUGUGGCGGCGGUGGCAAUGAAGAGGCUGAAGAAGAAGAGGUCAAAAAGGUGGCAAAUUUGAAAAAUGAAGGAGUGACGGUGAAGUGCGAGGGGGAGAUGUGAAAGACGACGAAGAUUUGGGGGGGGGGGGGCGUUACCUCCUGCUGGACUUUACCUCGGGGUAGAGGUGUGUGCGGUGGUGUUUGGAGUGUAAUGCAUGGUGGAAGUGGUGAUGAUGGAGGUGGUGGAGGUGCUGAUAAUGGAGGUUGUGGUGAUCGUGGCGGUGGUGUACAGUGCAGUGCAAACUCGUAGGUCUGCUUGAGAAGCCACAAGCUUGUGCAGCAGUGCUAAGCUGUGUGUUUACAGCAGUGCUUAGCUGUGUUUGCAGCAGGUUGUGUAGCUGUGCGUGCAGCAGGGCGUAGCUGUGUGUGUGUUCAGCAGUGCUUAGCUGUAUGUGCAGCAGUGUCGCUUUUAUGUGAAGCAGUACGUACGUGGUUGUGUGUGUGGACCUGUGUGUUUUAUCAGUGUUGGGCCAAGUGCUCUUAGUAGCGAGUAGUAGCAGCACCUAUGAAGGCCGGCACUGGCACACGCAGAGGGUGGGUAGCCAGCACCAUGUUCGGCUGCCUGUCUCCCGAGUGGCGAUGUUUACUUAUACACCACCGCAACCAGGUACUCAUUUGAGGCUGAGUCGACCUAGGGGAGGCCCAGGACAGGUACAGAAAAUCGUCACUGGUUGUUGGUGGCCAUGAGCGGGAAUCGAACUCGGGUCAUAGCUGGGUUCGUAGCAUAGCAGUGCAGAGCUAACUGCUAUUCCACUGCUCCCCACAGUCUGGUCAGGCUAUACGGGGUAUCUUUGUCUUUGUAGCAGUGUGUACAUAUCUUGAAACUACUCUAGCACGUGCGUAGCCAGUCGUACUAAUCGGUAGGCACUAGCGGUGUGUUCUAUUAGCUGUUCUGGGUGCUCACUGCUGCUGCUGUGCUCAAGUGUUCACCAGUGGUGUCAAAUGUUCACUUUUGUCGGUGUUUGUGGAUGAGGACAGGUUUGCAUAGGGGCUGUGUGUGUGCAUGUGGGAAUACUCCAUGGUGGGGAGCGGCAAUAGUGUUGUAGCGCUGAGCACUACUAUACGAACCCAGCAAGAGACCCGAGUUCAGUUAUCGCUCACGGCCACCAACACCAUUGAUAGUCGUCUGAACCGGUUCUAGGACUCCCUCUAGGGUCGACUCAGCCUCAAAUAAGUAUCCGGUGCGGUGGUGUGCAGUAAACAUCUCCACUGGAGAGACAAAGGUGGCCGAGUGUGGCACUGGCCACCCACUCGUCUGUAUGUGCCACAGUACCGGCCUUCAUUGGUGCUGCUAGCUAACAGAACUUGCCCCAACAGUCUGUUAUGGGCUAUAUGGGGGGGAUCUUUGUGUGUUUGAUUUAGUGAUGGGUGAGUAACUGAUAAUACCUUUGGAAUGCUUUAACGUUGUCAGUUGGUCCAGUCGGCCAGGACAGAUGAUGUGUAGACAGAGUAGAACACAAUAACCGCCACAAUAACAACCACCACCAAAACCACUACGAUAACCACCGUCACAACAACCACCACAAGAGCUACCAACACAACCACCACCGCAACAACAACCACUCCAACAACCACAACAACCACCACAACCAUACUUCCACCUGGCCAAUGGGAUCGAGUUGAGUGCUAUUCUGAGUAUGCAAAUAGAUUUACACGCAGUAGGGACGAGUGUGGACUAGUAGGGAUUAGUAUGGACGAGUAUGAAGUAGUAGGGAUUAGUGGGACCAGUAGGGAAUAGUAUGGACUAAUAUGGACUACGCGUGUAUGUGGAUUUUAUUUUUUUCUGGGGGUGUGGCUAUGCCUAUUUACACACAUAAACACUCACAACAUACACACAUCACACUGCAAUUGCACACACAUCACAUUCACAAGGUACACACAUCACACUCAAAGUAUACAAACAUACUCAGUGUACAAACCUCACACAACAUACACCCAUCACACUCCAUAUACACCCAUCACACAGUGUAUGCACAUCACACUCACAACAUACAGCACACUCACAGCGUACACAUCACAGUUACUGUCCAUAAUCAAACUCACAGUGUACACACACACUCAACGUACAUUACGCUCGCAACAUACACAAUUACAACGUAUUCGCAUCAUACACACAACAUACACAUCACACAGUAUAUACACAAUGCACACAUCACAAACACAAUGUACACACAUCACACACACACACAACGUACACACAUCACACACACAACGUACACACAUCACACACAACGUACACACAUCACAUUCAAAACAUACACAUCAUAUUCACAGCGUACAGACAUUACACUAAACGUAUACCACACACAACGUACACACAUCACACUGUACACACAUCACAGCGUACACACAUUACAAUCACCACGUACACACAUCACACACAACGAUCACACACACAACAUACAUACAUUAUACUCACAAACUCCCCUUAACUUGGUGAAGAGCUAAAAAAUAAAAUCGGUCAAACCUCUUCAAAUCCA
This is a messenger RNA of Lethenteron reissneri (Far Eastern brook lamprey), 4380 nucleotides long. Its product is annotated as zinc finger protein 570-like. Gene Ontology annotation, biological process: regulation of gene expression. Gene Ontology annotation, cellular component: nucleus. The record is from RefSeq and is a predicted model, not a curated record. NCBI's taxonomy places the organism in Eukaryota, Metazoa, Chordata, Hyperoartia, Petromyzontiformes, Petromyzontidae.